Messenger RNA from Mesocestoides corti, 2328 nucleotides. Lineage: Eukaryota; Metazoa; Platyhelminthes; Cestoda; Cyclophyllidea; Mesocestoididae. The record is from the annotation of a GenBank genome assembly.
AUGGCGAAAACCGACAUACACUCUUCCAUCGCGUCCCUCGAGUCCUGUCGAUUACGCCUAGCGAACCGCCGUCAGCGUCAGAUUAAACUUCGGCAACUCAUUCUGCAGCAUCUGACUGGUGAUGCACAUGCUUUCGCACCUGGCGACACUCCAGCUAAUGCCUUCGACGAGGCCCUAUACCAGUGCACGUUGUCUAAAGCCCUAUCAGAUUGCCUUGGAAAUAAGUCGGUCAACAUGACUUUAUUCGAUGAAAAGGCUAGGAGAAAGGCGGUUAUCAUUUACUCGAGUGAACACGAAUUCCAUAGUCCUUCACUGCCUUUUGUUAGGCCAGUUGUACGACAACUUCAGCCCCCACAACUCUCAAGCUCAACCCUUCGGCUUCUGUCGCAGGGCGUCGAUGGGGCGGCCCCUUCCCAAAAGUUCACAAUUUCCAACGGGCGCCUCGUUUGCCGUGACAGCGACACUCAAGUUCCCAGUGAGGUUGGCGAUCCGCACUCUAAGGACACCACGUACACUGGGACGUGCACUUUCCUCAAGGGAACUCAGAGCGCAAAUCCGCACAACGACUACUGCCAACAUUUCGUCGACACUGGGGAGCGCCCGCAAAACUUCAUCCGGGACACUGGUAGCGCCUAUGUCGGCUCCAAAAUUUACCAUCUCCAAUGUCCCCUUUCUCCAAGUCCGCAGUUGAUUGAGGUGGAGUGUUUUGUUUCAGGAUUGAGAAACCGAUUCGAGGAGUACCCGAAACUGCGAGAGUUGAUUCGCCUUAAGGACGAACUCAUUCAGGCACGGGCCACACCACCGAUGUACUUGAAAGUCGACCUUGCAAGCUUCAACCUGCAGGACCUCAAUUCGGUGUUCGAUGUUAUCUUGGUGGAGCCUCCACUGGAUCGCUCCUGGUCGUGGCAGGAGGCGAGUUCUCGCGAUUUUUUUAAUUCCGAGUGCACCGCAGUACUGUGCGAAUUUGUCCUAGCACACCGACCACGAUUUGAAUCCGCAAUUAUUUUACAAAUUGAGAGGCUUGAAGUUGAGAAGAUCGCUGCGCCGAGGUCGUUCGUCUGGAUUUGGUGCGACAGCGGUGAGGGCCUCGACGGCGCUAGAAAGUGUCUCAAGAAGUGGGGUUUUCGUCGGUGCGAGGAUAUAUGCUGGAUCAAGACGAACAAGACGUCACCGGGUCACGAGCAGCUGGAGCCGGGUGCUCUGCUGCAGCGCACGAAGGAGCACUGCCUCAUGGGCAUCCACGGCACCGUUCGCCGCUCCGUCGACGGCGACUUCAUCCACGCCAACCUCGACAUCGACCUGAUCAUCAGCGAGGCCAAGUCACCCGGCAGCUACGGUGCGAGGGACAAGCCGACGGAGAUCUUCCACAUCAUCGAGCACUUCUGCCAGGGGCGUCGGAGGCUGCACCUCUUCGGCAGGGACAGCACACUCAGAGCUGCAAGACCAAGUCGUAUUGAACGGCCUGCAGUCUCACAAAAAUUUCAUUGUGCCAACUCCGAUUUCACAAAUCCAGUGCGCGGGCUUGGUUGGCUGACGGUGGGCAGUGAGCUUUCCGCAAGCAACUUUGACGCCCAAGUCUACAAUAGUUACUUCACACGGGAGCCCAACGGCUGCCUGCUAGGCAGUUCGGAGGAGAUUGAGCGCCUUCGACCCAAGUCACCCCCGCCGCGGUUUCAACCGGGACAAGCGGGUGUUGUUGCGAAUCCGCGGAUUGCCGGUGGCAGCUUGCCGACUCAAGCCGUCGCUCUGGCCAACGCUGCGGCGAUUGCCGGACGCACGGACUCACCUGUCGUUUCCUCCAAGAUUCCCAUCUUCCCGUCCCUUCUCCCGUCGUCUGUGCAACCCUCGACGCGUCAUCGGUCUGGUUGGCAACGAGGCGGCGGUGGUGGUGGUGCUGCUACUGCUGACGCCCACUCGCACAUCCAGUCCCUCUUGUCGGGCACUUCGGCCUCCACGGUCGCCACCCCCAACGCCCUCCUUGGUCUUCUCAUGUCUGCUCAAAGCCGCCGAAUUCAAGAGACGCUGUCGAACCCUCUCUGGGCCUCUCUUGUUGGACGGGCCUCACGCACCGAGAGUCCUGUAAUCGCACCAACCACUAAUUUGGCAACCUUGCAGACAGCCCUUCUGCUUCAGCAGCAGCAGCAGCAGUCACAGCAGCGCUUCUCCCUCCCAUUGGGAACGCAGACACCAGCGACGACAGCAAGAAUCGGGUUUCUCAGCGACAAAGCGGCCCUCGCGAUGCAAAUGUUCACCGCUGCGGCGUCUUCGCUUCGUCCGGGUGAUUUCGCUGAUCCACGUGGACGCUCGACCCCUUCCUCGUUUCAGUAA